AUGCUCGUUUCUAGAACUUUUAAAAUACAAAAAGCAACUCUUUCUUAUGGCUUCGCGCUGGCUAUACAUGUCCAUGGGUCGAUAUAUCUCUCGGCUCAUGUCAACGUACGUCCAGAAACUUCCGCAAAUCAUAGAUGUCCGUCACCUCCACAGCUUCAGCCAACCAUGUGCAUCCGACACAUCCAAUUCUUCGAAUGCCCCUCGAGGGAAGGCCCCUCCAAGCGCCAUCGCAUAAAGAGCAACAUCCUCUGCUCCAAUCACCACCCCUGCUGCGAAUCACAUUGGGAACGUCGCAGCAGCCACUACCGCUACAUGUGCCCCGGCUGCUCGGGAGAGCCCCCAGAGGUUCCGCGCGAGAAACCCUGCAAUGAGCAUUGGGAAAGAGACGUUUCCGAGGACGAGGCCUGGGUCCAGAACCACCUUGACAGCCUCUGCAACGCCGUGACCCUCUGGGCCUGGGGUGAGUUCGCCGCCCCUACCCAACGCGUUUCCAUCAGGGAGAUGGCGCGCCUGUACCCGGCCUUCUAUCUCGAGCGGCGCUGCAAGGAGCACGACCAUCGGCCCUCCCGUUGCCAGUGCGAGGCCAACGGGCCGCUUUCAUACCUGUACAACCCCGCCACGGCGCUUCGACGGCGCUUCACUGACGAGACCGCCUCGGCCUUUGCCCGGGAUCCUCACCUCCAGAGCGAACACGCACGACAAGUCUUUGCUGACGUGCACCGGAACCUGACGGCCAUGUGCGGGGAUAAGAACCUCUAUUUCAAGGACGGCAUCGCGCGGCAGCCCUUUUUCUCGCUAGAAGCCAUCGAAAAGAGGCGACAUACGAUGAACCGUGUCGUUCGGAACGCGUGGCGAGCCGUGGAAGAUGAUUUAAGGGAUACCGCCAAGGCAAACGAGGCCGGUUGGACUGAAGCGCACACGCUCAUGGAAGUCCAGGCCCUCCGCCGUAGAAACCUCGUCAGGUUCAUGGGCGAGAUCCUGUUGUACGACAACGGCAUCUCAACGGCCAAGUUCUGCCUCGCUAUCGAGCGACUCGCUCACAUCAUCCAAAUGCCCCAGAAGCGGGAGUCAUCGGGUAUCAUCGCCUUGGAGAAUCUCGCCCUCGUAACAUCCUCACACGACAGGGAACCGCGGGCAGACGAGCCCUACGACGAGCUGAUGAAGCGGGCUGUUUCGUAUUUUGCUGGCAAGCGUAAGACGUGGGCCAAAGAGAUACGGAACUAUGCGGCAAAGCGGAUGCUCUUCGAGGAAUCCACCACUCUUAUAAACGGUCUCGAGCUCCGGGCACUAUCUGGAGAUGACGAAGGUCACGACAACUGCAGCAUCUGCUACGUGGACUACUGGGAAGCCCCCUUAAAACCUUCGUCGAUAGCCAGUCCCACGGCGGAACAGAGGACGUGGCCGGGGAGACUGGUCUCGCAGUCCAGCAACGCCGAGUCCAAUAUUUCGAACCAGAUCCGGCGGCUGAGGUGGGACGACGAUCCCGACGUCCAACGGCGUAUCUUUGGCGCCAACCUGUCAGGGGUUAGCAUGGCUGAUCAUGGGGAGCCGGCAGUGCGUAUUAAGCAUUGCGGCCACAUCUUUGGAAGGAGCUGCUUGUUCCGCGCGUGGGUGACGGAGGCCAACGAAGCGGGCCGGAGACCGGCGUGCCCCUACUGUCGGGCAGAGCCCCCCCAACGUGUAUACCAAAUAAUCGAAUCGUUUGUUGGGGCACGGCUCACGAUAGACCCGGGCUGGCACUUGCCCACGUUUCUCUUGUCCCUUAUCGAUUAG
Messenger RNA from Colletotrichum truncatum, 1773 nucleotides. RefSeq lists its product as uncharacterized. NCBI's taxonomy places the organism in Eukaryota, Fungi, Ascomycota, Sordariomycetes, Glomerellales, Glomerellaceae. The record is from RefSeq and is a predicted model, not a curated record.